GAGUUGAAGAUACGUAAUUAUUUGAAAGAGAAUUGGUCGAGUGAUUUGGUGAAAAUGUUGAAAACAGAAAAGAAUGAGGGUUUGAUUCGUGCGAAGAUAUUCGGUGCGGAAAGGUCGUCGGGUGAGGUGUUGAUAUUCUUGGAUAGUCACUGUGAGGUGAACGAACGAUGGAUCGAGCCCUUAUUGAAUCGUAUCGUAACCAAUCCAAAAACUGUGGUGUGUCCAAUAAUCGACAUAAUCGAUGCAGACACAAUGCGAUACAUUGAAUCGCCGGUUUGUAAAGGUGGAAUGUCGUGGUCGUUGGUCUUCAAAUGGGAUUACCCACCACGAUCGUAUUUUGAUUCACCGGAAAAAUACAUUCAACCACUGCAAUCGGCCACUAUGGCUGGUGGUUUGUUUGCGAUUAAACGAGACUAUUUCGUUGAAUUGGGCGAAUACGAUCGUGGAAUGGACAUUUGGGGAGCCGAAAAUGUUGAAAUC
Messenger RNA from Anisakis simplex (herring worm), 480 nucleotides. The record is from the annotation of a GenBank genome assembly. NCBI's taxonomy places the organism in Eukaryota, Metazoa, Nematoda, Chromadorea, Rhabditida, Anisakidae.